Molecule: messenger RNA, 402 nt
Organism: Ophidiomyces ophidiicola
Lineage: Eukaryota; Fungi; Ascomycota; Eurotiomycetes; Onygenales; Onygenaceae
Exons: 2
Coding region: 1-402 (133 amino acids)
Cellular component (GO): EKC/KEOPS complex
Source: RefSeq, a predicted model, not a curated record
AUGUCUACGAUAGACCCCGAGUUUCCAUACUCCUUAACCUUAUCAAUCCCUUUCCCUACACACCGCCUCGCUUCUUCCGCUCUCCAGGCUCUUCAGGUAGAUGCCGAGCUGUCCGCGCUCGUACGUCGAACCCUUCGCCUCACAACACCGUCUUCAUCGCCACCCCCUGGUGUCGAAACAGCUUCUUCAUCGAUAGCCCAUGAUUCUAUAGACAGCCUAGCCGCCGAUGCCGAUAUGACCGCUAGAGACGAGGCCCUCACCGUGCUACAAAUAGACUACAAAGCUACGACGAAUCGAAUGCUAAGAGUCGCCGUUAAUGCUUUUAUGGAUAGCUUAGGGGUUGUGAUAGAGGUGAUGGAGAGACUAGAUGUUGAUGUUUUGACAACAAAAUUAGGAAAAUAA